AUGAUCCUUGGUAUAAUAUCUCCAAUGAUUCUCGAUAUGAUAUCUCAAAUGAUUCUUGGUAUGAUAUCUCAAAAUGAUCCUCGAUAUGAUACUCCGUAUGAUACCCCAAAUGAUCCUCCGUCUAAUACCUCAAACGAUCCUCCAUCAGAUACCUCAAAUAAUCCUCCAUUCGAUACCUCAAAUGAUACCUCAAAUAAUCCAUCUGAUGUCUCAAAUGAUCCUUCAUUUAAUCCUCAAAUAAUCUUCCGUCUGAUACCUCAAAUGAUCAUUUCAUUUGAUACUUCAAAUGAUCCUCCAUCUGAUAUCUCAAACGAUUCUCUGUCUGAUACCUCAAAUAAUCUUUUGUCUGAUAACUCUCCUCUUGGAACUUCGACUGAUUCAGAUACCCCAACUAAUUCUUUAUCUCACACCCCAACUGCUUUAACUAAUUCUCAUCCCACACCUCAACUACUUCAACCAAUCCUUUAUCCACCACCUCAACUAUUUCUCUAA
Messenger RNA from Dentiscutata erythropus, 492 nucleotides. The record is from the annotation of a GenBank genome assembly. Lineage: Eukaryota; Fungi; Glomeromycota; Glomeromycetes; Diversisporales; Gigasporaceae.